Messenger RNA from Effrenium voratum, 2927 nucleotides. NCBI's taxonomy places the organism in Eukaryota, Dinophyceae, Suessiales, Symbiodiniaceae. The record is from the annotation of a GenBank genome assembly.
UCCAGCUCAAGUUAGGUAGGCCAAGAUGAACCCUUAUAACACGGGCUACCCGGGUCCACCCGGGCCCGGGCCUGCAGCCAGCCCGGCAGCCAGCCCCUUUGGAGCUGCCGGAAAUGUCCGCGCGUCACCCUUCGCUGGAGGGCCAGCUGGGGCGCCCAUGGGAGGAGGUCCACCGAUGGGAGGGCCAGCCAUGGGAGGAGGGCCACCAAUGGGAGGGCCACCCAUGGGGGGCCCGCCAAUGGGAGGGCCGCCAAUGGGAGGGCCGCCAAUGGGGCCGCCAAUGGGAGGAGGGCCACCCAUGGCAAAUCCGGGCCUGCCGCCCCCGCCCUCCGUGGACCAAAUGAAGGGCCCGCCCGCCGCCUCGACACCGUUCCCCGGCACUGGCAUGAGCUCCGGCACGGAGCCGCCGGCAGCCUUCGGUGCUGCCGCAUCAGCACAGAGGGCGAGCCCGGGCAUGUACCCCGGCGCGGACACUGGCGCGAUUGGGGGUCAGAUGGGAGGCCAGAUGGGGGCCCAAAUGGGAGGCAUGGGCGCUCCCAUGGGUGGUCAAAUGGGCGGGAUGCAGCAGAACACACAGCAGGAUGCGUAUUCUGCGCAGUUCCUGAAAGAUGUUGAAGCCUUCAACUCUCCCGCCCACUUUAUGCGGUGCUCGGUCUCGAGACUGCCGAAUUCCGUCAGCGCCAAGCAGAGGUUAAACAUCCCAUUGGGGGUGGUUUUGCAACCUUUGGCGCCCUUGCCGCCAGAGAUUGAGCAGGUUCCAUCGGUGAACUUUGGUGCCGUUGGUACCAUCGUUCGCUGCAAACAGUGUCGAACCUAUGUGAACCCCUUUGUGCAGUGGGAGGCCAAUGGACGUCGCUGGAACUGCAAUCUUUGCGGAUUUUCUCAGCUCACUCCCGACACGUACUACGCCAGCCUUGAUGAGUCAGGCAAACGGAUGGACCGCUUCCAGCGGGCAGAGCUGCACAAAGGGGCAGUGGAGUACAUCGCCCCCGGGGAGUACAUGGUGCGACCUCCGCAGCCGCCGGUCUUCAUGUUCGUCAUCGAUGUGUCCUACACCUCGGUCGUCACGGGCCUCUUGAACACCGUCGUGGCCAGCAUCAAGGAAGCCAUCCAGUCUGGGAACAUCCCUGGCGGGCAGCGGGUCCAGGUGGGCAUCAUCACCUUUGACACCAGCUUGCACUUCUACAACUUGAACUCCAACCUCAGUCAGCCCCAGAUGCUUGUCGUCUCUGAUCUGGAAGACCUAUUCCUGCCGCUGCCCGAUGACAUUUUGGUGCCGCUGGCCGAAAGCGAAACAGCCAUUAUCAACCUGCUGGACUCCCUGCCGUCCAUCUUUGGCGAGACCAAAGUCAAUGAAUCCUGCCUGGGAUCCGCUGUGCGAGGUGCAUUCAUGGCCAUGAAGCAUAUUGGUGGAAAGCUCCUCGUCUUCGGUGCCUGCAUUCCGAGCGUGGGAGAGCUGGCGCUGAAGUCCACGAGGGACAACCCCCGGUUGCUUGGCACCGACCGUGAAGUGGAGCUGCUGCGACCUGCUGGAAACGAUGGAUACAAGGAGUUGGGCAAGGAGCUUACGCCAGCCCAGAUCUCCGUGGAGUUGUUCUUGGCUCCUCAAGCCUACAUGGACUUGGCAUCAAUUUGUCCACUUGCCAAGUACACCGGUGGCGACGUUCACUACUACCCGCAGUUCAACAUCAAUACUUGCUUCGCGAAAUUCAAGACGGAGUUGGUGCACGUGCUCACCCGGUACAUGGGCUGGGAAGCUGUGAUGAGGGUCCGUGUGUCCAGAGGUUGGAAAAUUACCAAGUUUGACGGGCACCUGUUCAUUCGGGGCCAGGACUUGCUGGUGGUUCCCAACUGCCAUUCAGAUCAGACUUUCGCGAUUCAGAUUGACAUGGAGGAGAAUGUGACGCCGGAUCCCGUGCUUUACGUUCAGAGUGCGCUGUUAUACACGAACAGUGAGGGUGAGCGCCGCAUCCGCGUGCACACCUGGGCUGCCAUGACAACUCAAAACUUCAAUGACAUCAUCGGCUCCAUCGACGUGCAGGCGAGCGCUGUGAUGAUGUCCCACCUUGCUUUAGACCAGUCCUUGAAGACCAACCAGACAGAAGGCAGAAACAAGCUCAACUCUUUCUGUCAGCAGGUUGUCCAGGCUGGCAACAUGUGUCCACAGUCUGAUGCUUUGCAGUUUCUCCCCUUGUACAUCAUGGGCAUGCUGAAGUCAGCAGGUUUCCGGGCAACCAACGACAUUCCAGCCGACUUGCGGACCUACCUGUGGAUGCGACUGGAGACGCUGUCGGUGUCACAGUCUGCAGCUUUCUUCAAUCCUCGGCUCAUGGCACUGCACAAUGCGCCUGAGUCCUGUCGCACUCCUGAUGAGCAUGGGCACAUUCAGCUGCCAGACAUGCUCAAUCUCACCAGUGAGUCCAUGACCCAAGAUGGGGUUUACUUGCUGGAGGACGGCGAGUCCAUGUACAUGUGGAUCGGUCGGGCUGUGGAUGUCAACUUCUUGCAAGCCGUCUUUGGAGUUGCAUCCUUCGAUCAGCUCGACCCCCUGGCGGCCGAAGCUGUGGUGGGCACCCGCGGCGACCCGUUGUCAGAGAAGGUUGGCCAUAUCAUCAGACAAGUGCGCUCUGAGCGGCCCACCCCUUUCAUGCAGCUGCACAUCAUGCGGCAGGGCGAGCCCAAGGAGACAAAGUUUUUCGCAGCUCUGAUAGAAGACAGGACGGUGGGCAUGCAAAGUACCUAUACCGAGUUCUUGCAGCGCAUGGGCUACCGAUCACCCCAGCAGGCUCCUCCGCAGCAAAGUGGCAUGCCACAAGGAGCGCCUGGAAUGAUGGCCCCACCCAUGAACAGAGCUUACUGAGCAAAGCGCUUAGAGUCAGUCUGACCUCGCUGACCUCAGUAACUUUACCUUGCCCAACUCGUGCAGC